Messenger RNA from Myripristis murdjan (pinecone soldierfish), 4047 nucleotides. It is a transcript of the gene tor4aa, whose product is annotated as torsin family 4, member Aa. Gene Ontology annotation, cellular component: endoplasmic reticulum lumen; nuclear envelope. The record is from RefSeq and is a predicted model, not a curated record. NCBI's taxonomy places the organism in Eukaryota, Metazoa, Chordata, Actinopteri, Holocentriformes, Holocentridae. Bases 1717 to 3027 code for a protein of 436 amino acids. The transcript has 3 exons. Gene Ontology annotation, molecular function: ATP binding; ATP hydrolysis activity.
GUAUGUAUGUCCAUAAACUUUUUUAUUUUUUGCACAGUUGAGCCCAACCUGACAAACUGGACAACACACAAUAGAUUUAUUUUAGACUACUCUCAGUCUCAGUUUUCAUAAUUCUGCCGCUGGUCGUAUUUUUCUAGGUUGUCCAGGAUGUUGUAACAUGAUUUUAUUGAUGAUGAGGUGGAGAAGUGAAACAAAUGCUUGUGUAAUUGCCAGUAACUAAUACCAGCACCAAGGUAAGAUACACUACAUUCACAGUAAAAGGCUGUUUUUAGACCUCUGCACCACACAAGCAUGGCUCUUGUUCUGAGGCAGCUGGUUCAAAUGAGUCCUGGGUGACGACUCCAGCCGUGAGAACACUGACAUUAACUAGUGCAGUCUCCAGCUACUUUUCAUCUUACUACAACAUAACUGUUUACUCGCAGCAGCUUGUUGGAAGUAAAUUGUAUACAUUCUGGGCUUAACUACACCUUCGUUUCCAGAGUAUACACUACACGGAAAUACUGAGAGGGAUGAAAAACGAGGUUAUUAAAAUGACUUCCUUGUGACAUAAUGUCUAAAUAAAGCCCUGCAGCUUCCUCUUCACACCAGUAACAUUCUCACAAUAUUUAAAACUACUCAGUUAAGCUUCCUCUUUUGUAUAAGUCGUGACUGGAGCAACACAAUAUCAGUGAUCCAUAUCUGUAGACAAUCAAAUUUGUCUGAUACAGUGAGGCCUUUUUUUUGCCUUGUAAAUAGAAAAAAUGCGCCCCAAGGAGUGUAUUCAGUUCUCUUAUCCAUCGGCUAAAUCACUUUAUACUACAACCUUAUAUUGCACCCUGUUCUGGUAAUGGCUAAUAACAAUACAGAAUAUUCUGAUUUGAGGAGCAGCAGCCAAGAUAAACAGACAACCUGUUGCACAAAGAAAAGAUACACACCCAUGAAAUGUGGAUCUUAAAGAAUUCGAUACCACCGUAGCACAGUCUCCCAAGACUUAACACCGCGCUCUCACACAGAUAUCAGGUCACUCCUGUGUGCAGGAUAUUCCACGCAACAGGCUCUGCUUUUCUUAUCACAGUCACAGGCAAAUGAGGCACGCAAUAUGCAAACAUGUGCCACACCUCCCAGUUUUCUAUUUAAAUCCCAAGUAGCCUAUAGUCUGUGCAAGCCCAUAUAGCAUGCAUGCACGACUUUCUGUCAAGUGAUUUGACACAUUUCUUCAAACUGAGCCUCUGAACCAGCCAUCUUAACCUUUUUGUGUAGUGUAAAGAAAAUGUUGCAUCACCAAAUUGGGGUUAAAUCACAUGAAAGAAAAGGACAAUGUGUGUUUGAAGGUUUAUGUUCUAAUCUGUAGAUGAUGUAGAUGUGAUGGCAGUAUUUGCUAUUUAUGAAAAGAAAUCUUUGUGUUCAUUUUGCAGUGGGAUUGUGCUCUUUUACAAAAUGCUUUAACUGCUGUGAGGCCAUCAACCUGUUUGGGGAAAUGUGGUGAACCAGCUGAAUGAAAGGGUUGCAACUGGGUAGACAAGUGUGAGAGAGAGAAAGAAAGAGGAAGACAGAGGAGGAGCCUACAGAGGAACAGGACUAGGGAGGUCAAGAUAGAGCGAUAGGAGGGUCCUUCCUGAGUUCCACUCGCUCUGAAUGCUCUGUGGCCCCGUUCUCUCUUCCUUUCACUCACAAAUUAUGGACUAAAGCAAGAGAAGGAAUUUCAUUUCUGAAAGUGGCAUACUGUUCACCUCUGAGAUGAGUGACCAAGACAGCAGUGCCAGUGACAGGCUGUCACUGAGCUCCCACACAGAGGGAGAGAUGGAGGGAGAAGCAGAGCAGGAUGAAAAACUGGGAGAAAGCAAAGCCCCCAGUUUCUCCCGGUUCUCCGCGUCCCUGCGUGCUGUGAUACGGAUCAAACAGAAGUACCAAGCCAUGAAGAAGCGGCGUCUGGAGCUGUCAGCUGGCCCGGGAGGAGCCGGAUUCCCUCCAGGAGCCCCGGUGCGUACCAGCCCUAAGAUCUUCACCUUUGAUGGUCUGACCCCCUCGUCCCUCCCGUCCUCUUUACCCACCGUUCCCCAGAGAAAAAAGAGAAGAAACAAGAGGAGGGUGCUGUUUCCCAAUGGAGGUGGGCGCAGGGCCCCACCCACACAGGAGCGCAGCCGGGCCAAGUACUGCCUCUACCUGCUGUUCGCCAUCGUCUUUCUCCAGGUGUACAACGCCAUAGAGAACCUAGAUGACCAUGUGCUGCGAUAUGACCUGGAGGGGCUGGAGAAGACGCUGAGGAGGGAGGUGUUUGGUCAGCAGGGAGCAGUGGAGGGUCUGUUGGCCCACCUGAAGGACUACCUGUCCACCUACGUCCACAACAAGCCCCUGGUCCUGUCCCUGCACGGUCCCAGUGGGGUGGGGAAGAGCCACUUGGGACGCCUCCUGGCUGGACAUUUCCGCUCAGUGGUUGGGGAGCCCCUGGUGCUGCAGUACUAUGUCCUCCACCACUGUCCCCUGGAGUCUGAUGCCUGGAACUGCGCCCAUGCAUUGUCCAUUAUCGUAUCAGAGACAGUUGCACGCGCUGAGGAGGAAGAGAAGAUCCCCCUCUUCAUCUUUGAUGAGGCUGAGCACAUGCACAGUGAGAUACUGGAUGCCCUGAUGGAGCUCGUGGUCUCCAAACAGUCAAAUGAAUACUUAAAUGCGAUUUACCUGUUCCUGAGCAAUCUGGGCCACAACCACAUCACCAGACAUCUGCUGCACAAUGCCUCAAGUGUUUCUAUGUCCAUGACAGUAUCUGGGCGUCACAGCAACCUAGUAAAAGAGCUAACUCCACUACUGCGUGACACUCUGGAGAAGCUCCACCCGCUAUGGACAGAGGCAGACAUCUUACCGCUGAGCCUUUUGGAGAAAGAUCAUGUGAUGGAAUGCUUCCUGGAUGAAAUGACCCGGGAGGGGUUCUACCCGGAUCAUGCCCACAUAGAGCGUCUGGCUGGCGAGAUAGAUUACUACCCUUCUGUUGGGGGGCAUGAAUAUGCCCGAACAGGCUGCAAGCAAGUGGUGGCUAAAGUCAAUCUGCUGUGAAAUCCUCUCGAAGAAAUGUUUAUACAUUCCAGAUUCUUCAACCAUGAACGAAUCGUUUAUGGGAAGUACUUUGAAGGAAUAUGGACACAAAACUUGAAUGACAAGACAGAGCCACUGAAUAAGAAGAUUUCCAACAUGACAGCAAGGGCGGUUCACAGACACUGGCAAGGACUUCUGGCUCUGUUAUGUCAGAAAUGGCAUGCAACCCCAUGCAGAGGAGGUCUGGAAAUGUUUGUCUGGUCCACAAACAACCCUUAACCCUUUACUCUAAAGGCAACGUGUAUUUAACAACUAUUAUUAGGCAGCUCAACCAGACAUUAAUGCUGAAGAAAAGAGUGAAGGAGACCUGCUGGCCAGUCACUGAUAAUUCUGCUAUGGUAUCAACAGGGGAAGAACAAUGAUGGACCAAAAAUGACACACAGCACCAAGAGAAGUGCAAGGUCAAUUCACAAUAAAUAAAAUCUAGAGCUUUUAUACAGCUUACAGUGAAAGGUCAAACAUUUAAAAGGUAAUCUGUCAUCUAUCAGUUGCAAAAACUAUUUCCCAUGCUUUAUACACUGGUGUUUCUGAGAAAUUAGAUGCAGAAUCUUGUUGACUUUUGUUUGCAGAUGAGUCUGUAGAAGUUUCAAACAAGACAAUUUGCAAGACAGUAGAUUUAGUUCCAUACUGUGUAAUAAGUAAAGGAUAUGUUUGGAAGGACUGAUAUGCUAAUACAAGAUGAACGGAAAGAGAUGAUUUGCACUAUUGUUGCAAAUUAGUGCUAUCAGGUGGCUAUUUUUUUUUUUUUUUAAUUUUUUGUUUUCUGAAAUCCUGCCGACAUUUGUUUUUUAUGCAAAGUUUAGUCUUGUGGCAUCUCCCCUCAUCUUCCUGUACUGCACAUAUACCAGAUAUCUUCAAGUCCCAAUAUUUCUAUAUACAUUUGUAAGGAUAGGCUAUGAGGCUUCUAUGUGGACAGCAUGUGCCUUGCAAUUAAAUACACAAUUUGAAUGUUGAUGUUGCCAGCAUGUGUUUGAUCAAAUA